Messenger RNA from Chenopodium quinoa (quinoa), 1117 nucleotides. RefSeq names its product putative membrane peptidase YdiL. The record is from RefSeq and is a predicted model, not a curated record. The coding region runs from base 101 to 991 and encodes 296 amino acids. Gene Ontology annotation, molecular function: metalloendopeptidase activity. Gene Ontology annotation, biological process: CAAX-box protein processing. The transcript is spliced from 4 exons. NCBI's taxonomy places the organism in Eukaryota, Viridiplantae, Streptophyta, Magnoliopsida, Caryophyllales, Amaranthaceae. Gene Ontology annotation, cellular component: membrane.
GAUUUUAUAAAGUCAUCCAUAUCAAGAACAAAAGGUAAGUUUUCAGCCAGGUGUGGGCGCGACGCCGUCUAGGUACGUGACCUAACACCGCAAGAGAAAAAUGGAAAUACUAAGCACAACUCAGUAUAUACCCGCCAAAGUUAAUAGCCAAAUUCAAUUUUUUUCAUCUGCCACUCAUAAAUUAGUUAUUCAAAAAUCAAUCCCCUACUUUUUCAAACCCAAAAUCCAAUCUAAUAUCUGCUGCAGAAACCAUGAAAAACGCAAGCAAACCGUGCAGCGUUUCUCACAACUGGAAUCCGACCCACCAUGGGAAAGUGGGAGUGUUUGGAGCACAAUGGCUUUGUAUAUUUUUAGCUUGCAUGUACCAUUAAGUUUUGGUGGAUUAUCUGUUAUUGCUAACCUUUUGCAUCUGACUGAUCUCGAGCCUCAAAUUAAGGCAGUGGCCAUACUUUUGAUUGAGAUUCUGGAGCUGUUUUCUGCUGUGCUGCUUCUGCAGUUUACUGCAAAGCAUAAGCCUAUUAGGUUCUUUCAAGUUGGCAAAAAACAGAAUGAGAGGAACUGGAUCUCCAGUGCUCUUCUAGGUUUCGCAAUUCUUAUUCUAGCCAUGUUCUUUGUAGAAUUUGUUGGUGAUAAACUGGUUGCCCCUAAGGAUAUGAACAAUCAAGUAGUGAAGGAGAUUUUGUUGAGCGGCAAUAUAGCUCAGACUGCUUGUACACUUGUAUAUUGCGUGGUUGCUCCCCUGCUGGAGGAGAUUGUAUACAGACGGUUUUUCUUGACCUCUCUUUCGUCCAGUAUGGAAUGGUAUCAGGCAGUAAUGAUAAGUUCACUCAUCUUCAGUGCAGCACAUCUUUCUGCUGAGAAUUUCAUCCAACUAGUUUUGGUGGGAAUGGUGCUUGGGUGCUCUUAUUGUUGGACUGGAGACUUGAGAUCUUCAAUUCUUUUGCACUCUAUGUAUAAUGCUCUGACUCUGUUGAUAACUGUUUUAGAUUAAUUCUAACAGAGAAUUGAAGUUCCAUUUCCACAACUCUUAUAUGCUUUAUCAUCAUUUUGCAUUUUUGCUUGAACACCUCUUUGGACGAUUGUUCCUUUCUAUUAAUUUGUAAUGAGCUUAAUCAAA